AUGGAUACAUCAACAGCAUCAUCAGAGGCUGUGACAAUUACAAUCUCAAGGAGUGAUGAUGAUCCUUUACAUGCUUCUCCAACAAUUCAGGAUGAGCGUGAUAACAACGAAUCUCUUGAUACUGUUGGAAAUUCAGGACCAAGUUCAAGGCGUGCGGAUCUGUCCCUCCAAGUGCCGCCUAGACCUGCUGUUUUUGGAAGUUCUCGCAGUGGAAAGGGUUUCUACUCUCCUGGUGUCUCAGGUGCUAGCUCCUCUGCUGCUGGAUUUCUUCGAGCUUUUAGCUUCAAAAAGAAACCAACAGGAGUUGAUGGUGAAAGAAGCUCUCUCCUCUAUUCUGAUCCCAAGGCUGCCCCUGAAAGCCCUGUUCUGUCUAAUUUGCGCACCAACAUCCACUGGAAAAGAAGCACUUCUCUUCCUGUAAACCACGCCACGAACUCAACCCCUACCGUGUCCACACCUAUUUCAGCAAGGACCUUUAACGAAAGGCACCGAUCAAACGUUGGUGCACGUAAAGCUACUGCUUCAAGGUCUCUGUCUGGAAAAAACUUUGUUAUCGUAAGAUCGACAUCCUUUGCUAACCGUGACGAGAAUCUUUCAAAAGCUGAUAGUGACCAAAUAACUCCAGCCCCAGUUGAUGAUGAUGAAGAGAUUCCUGAAGAGGAAGCAAUAUGCAGAAUCUGCUUUGAUCCAUGUGAAGAAGGAAAUACACUCAAAAUGGAGUGCAGCUGCAAAGGUGCUCUGAGACUUAUUCAUGAAGAGUGUGCGGUCAAAUGGUUUAGCAUGAAAGGAAGUAAAAACUGUGACGUCUGUGGACUGGAAGUAAAGAAUUUGCCUGUAACUUUGCUUCGCUUGCCAACUGAUGCUCAGAGAAAUUACAGGAUGGAUGGCCAUAAUAGUUCAAAUGCACAGGCUAUAAGUGCUUGGCAGGAUUUUGUUGUACUUGUCUUGAUUAGCACAAUUUGCUAUUUCUUCUUCCUUGAGCAAUUGCUGAUUCAUGACAUGAAAACUCGGGCGCUUGUAAUUGCAGCACCUUUUUCUUUUACAUUGGGCCUUUUGUCAUCUAUAUUUGCUGUGAUACUAGCUAUCAGAGAAUAUAUAUGGACAUAUGCUGCUCUCGAGUUUGCCCUUCUCGCCAUUAUCCUUCACUUUUUCUAUUCCUUAGUGCGCUUGUCGGCAGUCUAUUCUAUCUUACUUUCUUCUGUUUUAGCCUUUGGACUGGCUAUGGGUCUUAACUCUCUUUAUAUGAGAUACUUUUCAUGGAGAGCUGAAGUACUAACCCAAAGUUCAAACCCGCCGCAGCCACCACCACAACCACAACCACAAUUGGUGUGA
Molecule: messenger RNA, 1332 nt
Organism: Oldenlandia corymbosa var. corymbosa
Lineage: Eukaryota; Viridiplantae; Streptophyta; Magnoliopsida; Gentianales; Rubiaceae
Source: the annotation of a GenBank genome assembly